Molecule: messenger RNA, 783 nt
Organism: Candidozyma haemuli
Lineage: Eukaryota; Fungi; Ascomycota; Pichiomycetes; Serinales; Metschnikowiaceae
Gene: HEM4
Product: uroporphyrinogen-III synthase
Exons: 1
Coding region: 1-783 (260 amino acids)
Biological process (GO): uroporphyrinogen III biosynthetic process
Molecular function (GO): uroporphyrinogen-III synthase activity
Source: RefSeq, a predicted model, not a curated record
AUGAGGGUGCUCAUGCUAAAGAAUAAAACCACCCCGGUAGAUUCGUACCAUGAAACGUUUUGUGCCGAGGGCCACGCCCCAGAGUUCAUUCCUUUACUAAACCAUGGACCAGUCAGUGUGGAGGAGACCACUGAGUUCCUUUGCAGCCAUCAGUUCCUCAAUGAUACCGAUAGAUUCAUCAUCACCUCCCAAAGAGCAGUCGAAGUGUUUCAUCUUUGUUUAAAUGAGAUCUCUCAGAGAAGUAUAGAUAUGGCACAGAGAAUACGAUCCAAGGUAGGCUACACUGUGGGUCCAGCUACGGAAGAGAUCCUAAAGGCUAACGGGUUUAGCGAUGUCAGAGGAGGGUCUCAUGCUGGAAAUGGAUCUGUUUUGGCUGAUAUUAUUCUCGAGGAAUUGGCCCAGGAGGAAAGGAACCAACGCAUAGUGUUCUUCACUGGUAAGAUACGAAAGGAUAUCAUUCCAGUGAAGUUGAAGAAGGAAGGGGUGAAUAUUGAAGAAGUGGUGAUUUACAAGACAGAAUGUAAACACGGAAUUGUGGAUGACUUCUUGCAUCGGUGCCAACAGCCUGUUGACUGGAUAGUGUUCUUCAGUCCCCAAGGUACGGAGGCCAUUGUGGAGCAUUUGCAGAGACAGGAUAAGGAGACGCUUAGAAAUACCAAGGUGGCCAGUAUCGGGCCUACCACUGAAGAAUACUUGGUUUCCAAGGGUAUCCAUACCCAUGUGGUGGCUGCAAAGCCUACAGCCUCGUCGCUCCUUGAGUGUCUCCAUUGCAUUCGUAACUAA